Messenger RNA from Cataglyphis hispanica, 2824 nucleotides. RefSeq names its product ileal sodium/bile acid cotransporter-like. Gene Ontology annotation, cellular component: membrane. The record is from RefSeq and is a predicted model, not a curated record. Bases 971 to 2350 code for a protein of 459 amino acids. The transcript is spliced from 10 exons. Lineage: Eukaryota; Metazoa; Arthropoda; Insecta; Hymenoptera; Formicidae.
AGCAGUCCUCUUUGCCGGAGUCGAUGAGCACCUUGUAAGUCCUCACAGUCGCGGGUAUCCUUUUGAAAUAAGAAAAAUUGAACUUGGUCUCGAACGGCGCGAUCAGGAACAGGAACACGCCGAGUAGCACGAGCUGUAUGUGAUGCAUCCAACAGAACCCAGCUGAACCUGAAGUACUUGAACCUACCUAUCAUUUCGGGUAGCGCAAUGUCUCUCAGCUGACUGAUGUAAUCUUUAAAUGGAUGUUGUCGAAGUAUAUUGGGAUAUAUAUCGCGCUGAUCAUCUCUCCCCUCCAGUUGCUUCUGUCUCGGAUGCACUUUACGAUCACAAUCAGGAAAGUGGCGAAGCAAAAAUCAGUCGUGGAGAUCGGAGAUUGAUGAAAAUCACGUAGUGUUUAUUCGGAAUAUUAUCGCGCCAAACUACACCGGAUACGUGUAGAAGAUUUUUAGACGUUCAACGCUACAUAUAUUAUUGCAAAUGCUGAUGAUAAUCAUCGCUAAUCUUUUUGCGAAGUUCAGUGUCAAUCGACGGAGUGAUAAAUAAUAAAAUGGAAAAGACGUCAUAUCAAAGUUUGACGAAGCAAUUGGCGUUGCAAAUCACCGAUGCACAGUGUUUGCAAAAAUAGCGGUGUGUUUGAUGUGUUAGCGUGUCUCAAUAGUGCACUUCUCUGACAAGGCAAAGAGCGAAAGUAGCGCGGCAAUGUCGUAUAUAUUUAUAGCGUGGAAGUCACAGAUAUCAUGGAAUCGCCAACGAUCAAACGGUGUCUCCCACCAUCAGUCCCGUAUGCAACCUGCAAUCUGCAAUGCAAUCACGCGUUGAUUAUGCAAUUUAGCUAUAAUAUACGUUUCGCGGUCGCAAACCGAGACUUCGUUUAUACUACUGGUACUUAACUCGAGUAUAAAAAAAAAAUAACAUUUAUACACGAUUAUGCCGAUAAACUUAUGUAUACUUUCUUACGCGGUAGUAAAUAAUGUCGAGACGUACAAACUCAAUGCACGCAAAGAGAAUGACGAGUGCCACAUGCAUAAUAGGAUUAUUUUUAUUGAGAGGAAUAGCAGCAUGGACUGUUGAUAUUAUACAUGAUAUAACUGUGCACAUGAACCAUGUAACAUCAGUUCCAUUUAGCAUAGCUAACUAUAAUUUAUCAUCCGAAUUGUCCUUAGUCAUUACUAGUCAGGACAAUGAUAUUGCGAUACCAAGUUUUGAGCUACUGCAGAAUGAAAAUAAAUCUUUUAACGGCAUUUUAAAUGUUACUGGUGUGUUUCUCGGUAGAACAAAAUUAAUAUUUACUUUGGAGGAAGAUGGGGUUAAAGACAGCCAGGAGGUCUCUCGUAUCAUUGUAGUACGAGAAGAACGCACAAUAGAUACCAUAUUCACUGCCAGUGUUGCAAUACUUGUAUCCAUUUUAUAUAUUAAUUUUGGCUGUGCAAUGGAUUGGAAUGUAUGCCGUGAUACAUUAAAGAAACCAAUAGGUCCAGCUAUAGGAUUUUUUUGUCAGUUUUUGAUUAUGCCAGUGUUAAGUUUUUUCAUUGGAUAUCUUUUAUUUCCUGAUCGUCCUGAACUGCAAAUAGGAAUGUUCUUCACAGGGAUAAGUCCAAGUGGUGGUGCUUCUAAUAUUUGGACAGUAUUACUUGAUGGCAAUUUAAAUCUCUCAAUCACAAUGACCACAAUAUGUACCAUUGCUGCAUUUGGAAUGAUGCCGUUUUGGAUCUUUACAUUGGGCAGGCAUAUUUUUGCACAGGGACAACUCACGGUACCCUAUCGUCAAAUUGGUACUUUUGUAAUUGGUCUUGUAAUUCCACUGGUUAUAGGAUUUGUCAUCCAAAGAAAGCUUCCAAGAGUAUCAAAGAUGUUAGUUCGGAUAAUGAAACCUUUUUCUAUAAUUUUAAUUAUAUUCAUUGUUAUAUUUGCCAUUACAACUAAUUUAUACCUUUUCAAACUAUUUUCAUGGGAGAUUAUAAUUGCAGGAAUGGGUUUGCCUUGGUUGGGCUUUACAUUUGGUCUUAUAGUAGCAAAAAUCUGUAAGCAAUCCCAAGCUGAUAUACGAGCAAUAGCUAUUGAAACAGGUAUUCAGAAUACUGGUGUAGCCAUUUUUUUGUUACGUUUUACAUUAAAACCACCUGCUGAUGACUUAACCACUGUGCUUCCUGUGUCUACUGCAAUUAUGACACCAAUACCAUUAACAGUUUUAUACAUAAUCAAAUUAAUUUAUCAAUAUACACAGAAGACAGAAAGAAAAGUGAUCCUAGAAACUGUUCCAUCAUUAGAAAAACUCCAACAAACUACAAAUAUUUCUACUAUUACACAACCGAAUGAAUCUAAAGUAAUUACUCAGUUGAAUGAUAAUUGAUUGAAUUGUGUAGAGUAAUUCUAUGUUUCAAUACUUAAUGUUAUAUUAAAAAAGAUAUAUUUAUAUUGUACAUUAAUGUAAAAAAUCUCAAUAAGGAUAAGAUUGUAAAUGGUUGUGGAUGCCAUAUAAUUGUAGAUAAUAUUUGUUUAUUGUUAUAUGUUGAACAUUUGUUUAAGAAAUAUUUACACUGACGAUACUUAAUAAUAUAUUAUAAGUAACAAUUAGUUAAUCAGUAUUUAGAUAUAAAGAUAUAUGCAGGAUGCUUAGCAAAGAUAUCUUAAAUUUUUUGUAAAAUAUCUGCAUUUAUAUACUAUUUUUAAAAGCGCAAAAAAUUAAGGAAUGUUUAUAUUUUUCUAAGUUUGUUUUUAAGAAUAUAAAUUUCAAUUCUUAAAUGUAUGAAUUCAAAAAUAUAUUUUUAUAAGUGCAUUAUGUCUGAAAGUUUUUGAAUUGAAAAGAAUAAAUUUUUGAAUUAUA